CACCGCUAAAAAAUGGAGGAAGACCGCACAUGAUCAUGCCGAAUUAGGAAUUAAAGAACAGAAAGAAGAAAAUUAAGAAUUUAUUAGGCCUAUUAGGAUCUUCUUUGCUAAAUUAUGGUUUCAGUUUGAAGUAUUUUUGCAGUCAAUUAUUUCAAAUCAUGGGGAGUAGCAGUCGCUCCAGAUCUAGAUCCCUAUCCCGAUCGCGCUCAAAGAGUCCCAUACGACUGGACAGAUUUGGUCGAGUCAUUCCAAAAGACAGAGAAAGAAGUCGAAGUCGCAGUCCCAUUCGAGCUUAUCCCAGGAUCAGACGGAGAAGCCCACUCAAAGUUAUCUUACCGGUACGACGGCGAAGGUCAAGGUCUCGAUCAAGGUCAAGAAGUUCUCAUGGGUCGAGAAGUUCUCAAAGAAGGCACUUCAGGCCUAGGAGUAGGAGCUCUCGGCGCUCGACGUCCAGAAGGGGGUCUCGAAGUAGAAGCAGAAGCCGUGGCAGAAGUCGAUCUCGCUCAAAUCAGAGGGAAAAGUCGCCUGGAAUACAUGGUUCAACAAAUAUUCAUGAUGUAGAACUCAUGAAAGCGAGAGUUUUUAUCGGGAAUUUACCCUACGAUAAAGUUACGAAGGAAGAACUUGAAACUAUGUUUGCCAAAUAUGGAAAGAUUCUAGGCAUUUCCACACACGAGCGAGGAUUUGGUUUUGUGCAGUUUUCCACUGAAGAGGAAGGACUUGAAGCAGUAAAGAACGAGGACGGAGGCCUCCUAAAGGGUUAUAAACUUGACGUGAAAAUGGCCCUGGAAGGCAGAAGAGGAGGAGGAAAACCGCCCCCAAGGCCAGGUCCUCGUGGAGGUUCACCAGGACCGUACGCAGACAGAUUUGCCCCCAAACCAGGCAGUAGAGAAGGGCUUCCCCCCGGGCCACCAGCAGAAGAAAGGUACCCCCCACCAGCCGGAGGGAGACGGCCACCCCCCGGGGCUCCACUUGAGGGACGUGAACGUUCACCACUCCGUGGCGACCCUUAUGAGGACAGAUACAGAGAUCCCUACAGAGACCCAGCACUGCCACCACCCAGAAGAGACGAUCCAUAUUACUCAGAUCCAUACAGACGACCUCCUCCUCCAGAUGACCCAUAUUUUGACAGAUACAGAGAUGAUCCAUACAGGUACCGACGGGAACCCUAUGGUGAUCCCUACAGAGACCCAUACUACAGGGACUAUUACGAUUCUCCCGCCCCCAGAAAACCGCCUCCCCCCGCAGACGUAGAAGUUAUCCUGCUUAAUAAUAAAAUGAAAGGCUAUGGAGAAUUUAUUGAGAGAAAAAUAGUUGCUAAGUCUAUGACUGCAUUGUUGACCGUUAUACCGGAGGACCGUACCAUCCCCCAGAUGAUUGAGGAGGCGUCCAAGCGGGGGCAUCUGUUUGCUAUUGUCAUCAACAGUCAAAAUGAGGUUCACCAGUCCUUGACCCUAAACAUCCUGCAUGGUACCCCACAGGAACACAGAAACAUGCCGGUUGAAGAUGCAAUAACAUUGGUUGGACGCAGCUUUGAAACCUACAUGCAAACAGCUCGAGAGAAAGCCGCACCGGCGGCCCCACCUCCUCCCGAGAGAGGUGCCCCGCCCCCUUCUGCUCGAGCCCCUCCCCCUUUUCUGCCCCCAGGACCUGAUAUAACGUAUCUGUUAAACUUGUUAGCUGACAAUCGUCAGUUAACCUUAGAGGAAAUAGACAAAGUUAUUGGGUAUCUGAGGGAGAGAAGAGAUAAAAUGCUUGAAACAGAAGGAAGGAGACCACCCGAAGCAGGAUAUGGAGCCGGAGACCUGAGGAAGGAAGACAACAGCCUACAACAACAGCAGCAGGAGCUCCAAGCCAAAAUCCUCAGUAUUCUCAAUGGUCCAGGUGAAACUGGUGCACCUCAGGCCCCCAAACCAAGUCCCGGGUUAGGAGUGGGCAAUGGUGGUCCUCUAGGGGGAGGCGGUCAAUCGGGAAUGUCCUCUUUGAUCAAUUUUGAUAAUCCACACGUUCAGAAAGCCCUGGAUAACCUUAUCCAGAGUGGCCCCAAUCUGUUGAAGAAUAUUUCUUCACCACCAGCAAAUAAACCCGCAGGAGUGGGAAUCAUGAGCCGUGAGGGAGAGCCAAUAAGACGUGAGGGUCCCCCUGGCUAUGGAGGGAUGGCUGGCAGUGCCCCCAUGCAGCAGCAUGGUCAGGUCGGAGGUCAGGGAGGCCCGGGAGGAAUGCAGCCUUCUCAGAGGCUUAUGUACGGGAGUGGACCCGGAGCUGCACCCCCUAGACCAGGGGCCCCGGGGCAAGGAAUGAGACGAUACUGAUCCUCCAACAUUAUUUCACUGACAUGUCACCUUUCAUGUAAUAAAGUCAUUCAGAUCAUGCCCUCGAGAGAAUAACAUUUUAAUUCAUCCCUUCAUUAUUUUUAGAAAAAUAUGAGUGUUGUUUUGUAAAGCUCAGUUUUCACAUUGUUUUAUCGCCAUUCACAGCUGUUUGCUUAGCUGUUUAUCAUCAACAUACUAAAAAAAAAGAAAUGAAUAAAGAAAUCAAAGUAUAAA
Messenger RNA from Saccostrea cuccullata (small rock oyster), 2546 nucleotides. Its product is annotated as nuclear receptor coactivator 5-like. The record is from RefSeq and is a predicted model, not a curated record. Gene Ontology annotation, molecular function: RNA binding. The coding region runs from base 159 to 2312 and encodes 717 amino acids. NCBI's taxonomy places the organism in Eukaryota, Metazoa, Mollusca, Bivalvia, Ostreida, Ostreidae. The transcript is spliced from 11 exons.